CGCGGGGUGCGGCGAAGGGCGGGGCCGGGAGCUGCUGGGCCGUUGGUCGGUUGCCAGGGGCAACAACGGAGCCUCGGGCCUGAGCGCGAGAGAGACAGAGGCGGAGCGCGAGCCCGUUCGGGGGCCCUGCCCAGAGGACCCUGCCAGUGGGGGGCGCCUGGCGAUGGUGCUGGUCAGCGGCCUGGUGCCCGCCCGCUUCCUGACCCUCACGGCCCAUCUCGUCAUCAUCAUCACCAUCUUCUGGUCCCGGGACAACAAUGUCCUCGCCUCCCUGCCCCUGCAGUACAGCCAGCAGCAGUACCAGCGCCAGGACGUGGAAAUGGCCUACAAGGAGAACGUGACCCCCGGUGCCGGCCCCGGCCUGGCCAAGUAUGGGGUGCUGAGCGGGCCGGGCCCCCAGCGAGUCCCCCGGAAGGAUCCCUACGUGCCCAGCGGCACCCCCUCCGAGUCGCUGCUGGCCCAGAGGGCCAUGGCCAGCACCAAUAAGAUUAUCCUGAAGUCCUCCAGCAUCCACAAGCCAGCCGUCGCGGGCAGGGUGCCCGCCGAACCCAGCUCCGGUGCCCCCGCGGCUCAACCCACCCCCCCGCGAGGGUUCACCAUCAGCGACUUCGAGAUCGGGCGCCCGCUGGGCAAGGGCAAGUUCGGGAACGUGUACCUGGCCCGGGAGCGGGCGUCCCGCUUCAUCGUGGCGCUCAAGGUGCUUUUCAAGUCGCAGAUGGAGAAGGAGGGCGUGGAGCACCAGCUGCGGCGGGAGAUCGAGAUCCAGUCCCAUCUCCAACACCCCAACAUCCUGCGCCUCUACAACUAUUUCCACGACAAGAAGCGGGUCUACCUGAUCCUGGAGUACGCGCCCCGCGGCGAGCUCUACAAGGAGCUGCAGAAGUGCCGGCAGUUCGACGAGCAGAAGACCGCCACGUUCAUGGAGGAGCUCGCCGACGCGCUCCUCUACUGCCACGCCAAGAAGGUGAUUCACCGCGACAUCAAGCCGGAAAACCUCCUCAUGGGUCUGAAGGGCGAGCUGAAGAUCGCCGACUUCGGCUGGUCCGUGCACGCGCCCUCGCUCAGGCGGAGGACCAUGUGCGGCACCCUGGAUUACCUGCCCCCCGAGAUGAUCGAGGGCAAGACGCACGACGAGAAGGUGGAUCUGUGGUGCAUCGGGGUCCUGUGCUACGAGCUGCUGGUGGGGCAGCCGCCCUUCGAGAGCUCCACCCACACGGAGACGUAUCGCCGCAUCACCAAGGUGGAUCUGCAGUUCCCGCCGUUCGUGUCGGAAGGGGCCCGGGACCUGAUCGCGAAGCUGCUGCGCCAUAACCCCGCCGAGCGGCUGCCGCUGCGGGCCGUGCUGGAGCACCCCUGGGUGCAGGCCCACUCGCGCCGGGUGCUGCCGCCCGUCUUCAACCCCGCCAACUAGCCGCGCCCCCCCGGCUCUUUCCUCCCCCCGCCCGGGGGGGACGGGGACGGACACACGUGAGGACAAUCCCCGGCUCCCGCCCGGCCUCCCCCGCGGCCGACACCCGCUCCGGCCUGGCUGCCUGCUGGCCACCUUCCCGGCCGUGGGGCUAGGCCGCCCCCGUACCCAGAGGGGCAGCGGGUCCCUGCCCCCCCCCCCACUUUCCUGCCCGUGUGCCACGGGGCGGGGGCUUGUUUUAAACGUCCCCGCGGGGGGCUGCCUGCCCCCCGCCCUCCUUUUAAUAAAAUGUUGGAGUUACUUUGC
This is a messenger RNA of Mauremys reevesii (Reeves's turtle), 1714 nucleotides long. RefSeq names its product transmembrane protein 107-like. Gene Ontology annotation, molecular function: ATP binding; protein kinase activity. The record is from RefSeq and is a predicted model, not a curated record. Gene Ontology annotation, cellular component: chromosome passenger complex; spindle microtubule; spindle pole centrosome. Gene Ontology annotation, biological process: protein localization to ciliary transition zone; mitotic spindle organization; regulation of cytokinesis. Bases 164 to 1411 code for a protein of 415 amino acids. NCBI's taxonomy places the organism in Eukaryota, Metazoa, Chordata, Testudines, Geoemydidae. The transcript is spliced from 11 exons.